Molecule: messenger RNA, 1362 nt
Organism: Cavenderia fasciculata
Lineage: Eukaryota; Evosea; Eumycetozoa; Acytosteliales; Cavenderiaceae
Gene: gtf2h4
Product: general transcription factor IIH
Exons: 4
Coding region: 1-1362 (453 amino acids)
Biological process (GO): nucleotide-excision repair
Cellular component (GO): transcription factor TFIIH core complex; transcription factor TFIIH holo complex
Molecular function (GO): ATPase activator activity; double-stranded DNA binding
Source: RefSeq, a predicted model, not a curated record
AUGAAGAUCUUUCAAUAUUUAUCAUCACUACCAGAGAAUGAGAUACAAGAUUUAUAUUCAGAUGCAUUUACAUGUCGAGCAGUACUAAGAUCAUUGCCACCACGAGCCAAGCAAUAUCUGAUGAGAUUGUUGGUUGUAGAUUCGAUAUCGAUGCAAAGUGUCUAUCAAUGGACAACUCAAUCAUCUAUACAAGCACAUAAAGACGCUAUCAGAAAACUACUAGACCUCAAGAUUCUGACAAGAGUACCAAACCCAAAGGGUGUCGUUUCACAAGAUCAACUAUUUCUCAAUCAAAGAUUCAAAGAUAAUAUAAAAGAUUCAUUAACGGAUUUGGAUAGUGUAGUAUUAAAGAGUGUAAAAGAUAAUCAAUCUGCACAACAACAUAUAAAACCAAUGACAGUAGAGGAAUUGGAUAAAUAUUCAAAAGGACAAUGGGAAAAAGUACUUUAUUAUCUAUCAGAUGAAGGUAAAGCUCCUCCUGAAUUGGUAUCUGAUCUAUUAUUAUCAUCAAAUUUAACUAAAAAAAAUGGAACAUCAAUAGCAAUUACAAGUGAAGGUUUUAAAUUCAUGUUGAAAGACAUUUAUACACAAAUAUGGACAUUGAUCAUUGUUUAUUUAAAUACAUUGGAAUCUAGAGGAAGACCAAGAAAAGAGGCAUUAAUAUUUUUAUUUAAACUUAGUUUUCUAACAUUGGGAAAGUCAUAUUAUCUGGCCGACCUAAAUCCAAAUCAAAGAGACAUGUUGUUUGAUUUAAAAGAAUUUGGUUUAGUUUAUGUUAGAUCUGAAAAAUCAGAUGUAUUUUAUCCAACAAGAUUAGCAAUUUCAUUGGCAACUGGUAGAACGGUAUCAUUGAUGAAUGAUUUGGCACAAGAAAUAUCAACGUCACAAAAAGAUCAAGGCUAUUUAAUAUUAGAAACAAACUUUAGAAUCUAUGCAUAUACACAAUCAUCGUUACAAAUAUCAUUGAUUAGUUUGUUUGUAAAGAUGUUGUACAGAUUACCAAACUUGGCAGUUGGUAUUUUAACAAGAGAGAGUGUUAGAUCGGCUCUUUUACAUGGUAUCACUGCCGAUCAGAUUGUGGAUUUUGUCAAACAAAAUGCUCACCCCAACAUGGUGAUAUCUGGUUAUCCAGAAGUUGUAUUUGAACAGAUUAGACUUUGGGAGUCUGAAAGAAAUCGUAUCACCUAUAAGAAGGCCGUACUAUUUGACUCUUUCCCAAAUGCAGAAUCAUUUUCAAAGACUGUCACAUUUGCAAAAGAUCAAUACUUUUUAGUAUGGUUUGAUGAAACAAAGAAAAUGUUGGUUGUCAAUGAUGAAGGUAGUGAACCAAUUAGAAAUUAUAUUAAAAAGAAUUUUACCUAA